CAAUUUUAUACAUGGAUGACGUGAAUAUUUUAUGCACCGACAUUUUAUCUGUAAACAGGACUCUGGACUUAACGGACUUUUUCGGACUGGCCUCUGGGUCGAAGCUCAACAGAGCUAAGACCCAAGCCCAACUGUACGGACCAUGGACCCCCGACGAGACUGCAGGACUCCCCCUUACCGUGACCCCAGGACAUAAAAUACUGGGAAUCAGGUUCGACCGGGAGGGGGGCGGGAGUCUAAAUUGGGCCGACAUUACAGGGAAAGUUAGGAAAAGACUGGGGUUCUGGGCACUUAGAGGACUGACUAUGGAAGGGAAGGUUUUAAUCGUGAAAGCCGUGAUUUUACCUCUGUUUUUACUAACCUGUUCUGUUUUUAUUCCCCCCAGAGCCGUGUUUUAACAUGGGAAAAGGAAAUUUUUAAAUUCAUUUGGGGGGGCAGAUGGGAGAGGUUGAGGAGGGAGGUCCUAAAGAGACCAAAGGAGAAAGGAGGCAAGGGUGUCCCGGACCUCCCCCUCUUCCUCGGAGCAGGAUACACGGCAGCGCACAUUGCACUUUCCCAGGACCCAUCCAGAAAUCCAAAGACUACUGCCUUUGUGAGAUUCUGGAUGGGUUCCUUUUUAAGAAGGAAGAAGUUUUUAUCGACGGACCUCCGAGUGCCAGUGUCUUUUAGCCUACCUUGUUUUUAUGCUUUUAUACCCACCUUUUUAGAACGUUUUAAAUUGACACAUGAGGGUUUGCAGGUUUUAUCAAAGCAUAAAGCAAUGAUCUCUUCUGUGCAGGAGCGGGAUCCCGUGAGUCCGGUGCGCGGGCUCACACUAGGGGAGCCCACAACAGUUUGGCGCAACGUCAACCAUCCUGCUCUCCCGAACAGACUCCGGGACCUGUCCUGGCUGGUUGCUCAUGAGGUUCUCUCGGUCAGGUCCGUCAUGCACUCCCGGAGGUUAUCCCUGACCGCAACCUGCCCCCGGCCGGGUUGUGGCGCGCCCGAGUCGGUGAGGCAUCUCCUCUGGGAGUGCAGUGCUGCCAGAGAUCAGUGGGCUACAGCCGGCACCUUACAAUUCCCGUACCUACCAGCAGGGGAGGUCCUUACAGCACAGCUGGUGCUGUACGGGGUGGGCCUAAGUCCGACCACUCCCAAAAAGGACUUCACAAGGAUCUGGCUCACCCUCGCCGCCAUCAAAGACGCCAUGUGGACCUCCAGAAACCUGCUGGUAGGAAAGCACAUGCAGAUCCCCCCCGUGGCUGUGAUCCGGAAGGCAGCAGCUACGGUCAGUGAGACCGUAGCUGCAGGCGGCGGGCCCUAGGACACAGUCACAAAGAAGAAUCGCCUCUGUGCUCAUUCGGAUGAAGGUGACCGGAGCCUUAUCUCGAAGGUCGAGGUCGCAGCGGCCUGGCUCUCCGGGUGCGGUCGGAGGGAAGGAGCAUCGGAGAGGACCUCCUCUGAGCGGGACGGGUCACCGAGAGACCAAAUGUUCGGGAGAGCAGGAUGAGUCUCCUUGAUAGGGACUCACCCCGCUCCUGUACAGAGAGACUUUUAUCACUGCACCCUCUUUUAAUGGACUUUUAAAUUGACACACUUUUAUGGACAUUGUUUUUACACCAAUUU
Boleophthalmus pectinirostris (great blue-spotted mudskipper) is the source of this 1605-nucleotide messenger RNA. RefSeq lists its product as uncharacterized. Bases 605 to 1303 code for a protein of 232 amino acids. The transcript has a single exon. The record is from RefSeq and is a predicted model, not a curated record. NCBI's taxonomy places the organism in Eukaryota, Metazoa, Chordata, Actinopteri, Gobiiformes, Gobiidae.